Messenger RNA from Menidia menidia (Atlantic silverside), 8592 nucleotides. The record is from the annotation of a GenBank genome assembly. NCBI's taxonomy places the organism in Eukaryota, Metazoa, Chordata, Actinopteri, Atheriniformes, Atherinopsidae.
AUGCAACCUCUUUCUCUCUUUCUUUCAGAGAUGGCAAGCUGGGUCUCCAUCCUACUUUUCCUCUGUGGCACGUUCAUAUCGCGGGCCCAGGUGGAGAGCAGCAUCGCGGAGUUCUCCUCCGACACCCCCAUCAACAACGUGGUCCAGGACCCCGAGACGGGCCGGAUAUACCUGGGGGCGGUCAACUCCAUCUACCAGCUGGCGUCCUCGCUUCGGGUGGAGGCCCGUGCGGAGACGGGCCCCAAAAAAGACGCCAGGACGUGUACGCCUCCCGCCUCGGCCUGCCAGGACACCACCCCCAUGCCCAACCUCAACAAGCUUCUGCUGGUCCACCCGUCCAACGGCUCGCUCAUCGUUUGUGGCAGUCGCUUUAGGGGCAUCUGCUCCCUGCUCAACCUCUCUAACGUGGAGCAGCAGCUGUAUUACCGGGACAACCAGGGAGAGAGGACUUAUGUCGCCAGUAUCGAGGAUAACGUGAACGUUGUGGGGGUCAUGUCCACCUACACGAAAGAUAAAACCCUCAAGGUCUUUGUGGUCGGGAAGGGCUACGGAAGCCUGGACAGCACAAAGCUCAUCAGUACACGCAUCCUUGAUAACUUUGGUGACUGGGUGGUGUUUGAAAGCAUUAUUGAGGCCUCGACGGUACAGACCACGCCGUUCGUUCCCAAGUACCUGCACGACUUCCGGCACGCCUUCAAAGAGGACGGCUUCGUUUAUUUUCUCUUUUCUCGGACUCUGGACGGCUCAGACAACAAGAACUUCACUUUCGUUUCCCGUCUCUGCGAGGAAGAUAUCAACUACUACUCGUACACAGAACUCCAGUUGAGCUGUGGGCUGAAAAACAAGUACAACAAGGUUCAGGCCGCUUAUGUGGCUUCCCCUGGGAAAGAGCUGGCUCGAGUCAUGACUGCGUCAAGUGACUACGGGACUGUCAUGUCGUGGAAUAAAGUCCUGUUCGUGGUGGCCAGUUCUGAUGAAGGAGACGACAGCUCCGCCCUCUGCAUGUACCCCCUCAACGCCAUCAAUGAGCGGCUGGUGGAUAUCAUCAGUGCAUGUUACAGUGACUCCGGAAAGAUCUCAGGGAUUCCUGCUGUGGACAUUCCCUACUCAUCUAAAACCGACGAGUUCUGCUCAGCAAAGAUUUUAAAGGACACGUUACAAACUUUCAAGUGUGGUGCAGACUUUCUGCCAUCCCCUCUAGCAAGCAAGCCGAGAUUUGCCUUAACGGCACCUGCAGAAUGGAUAACCUCCACCCUUCUGACCAGUGUGGCUGUGGUUGUAGAGAAUGAGCAUUCCAUUGCCUUCUUGGGAAAUAGCCAGGGAGACGUCUUUAAGGUUCACCUAACGGAGGCUCCGGAAGAGUACAACAAGCUUCCUGGGGACUCCUCUGGGGGGAAGGUCAACAAAAACCUUUUCUUUGACCGCAGUCACAGCCACCUCUACAUUACCACAGACAAAAAGGUGCUCGGUUUGAUCAUAUUCUGUGUUGUAAUUCUCCAGAUCACCAAGGUCCCGGUGCAGACGUGCCUCCAAAAGGAAGACUGCCAAUCAUGCGUGGCACUGAGGGAUCCUUACUGUGGCUGGUGUGUCCUGGAGGGCAGGUGUACCAGGAGGUCUGAAUGCCGCCGAGCGGAGGAGAAGAAUGGUUGGCUGUGGAGCCCCAGGCAGCAGUGUGUCAAGAUUUUAUCCUUCUAUCCCCCAAACCUUUCCUGCAAAAAGACGGACAAGAUACAGAUCAACAUUCCUUCCCUUCCUGCUAUUGGACCUUCGGAUCGUCUGAAGUGCAGCAUUGACUCAUUCCAGAGCGAAGGCACCAUGUUGGACACCAGUCAGAUUGCUUGCAAUCUGCCGCCAUCUUCACACAUACCGAGAACACCAGAGGAUCAAGAUUUUGUGGCUGUAGCUAUUAGGAUUUUUGUCAAUGACACAGUGCAGCUGGCCACGCGGGAGUUCAAGUUCUACAACUGUGCUGCCACAGUCAGGAAAUCGGAAAACACACCGUGCACGUCAUGUGUGAACAGCCCGUGGGGGUGCCAGUGGAACACACUUGACCACACCUGCAGCGACAAAGACGACAACGAUGUCAACUCUAACAUCAUCAAACAUCGUGAGGUGUCGCGGUGUCCCGUGUUUGAGAAUCCAGACCCCGCCCUGAUCCCUGUGGGCUACAAGACCCGCAUCGAUUUUGAAGGACUCAAUUUAAAACAAGACAAGGAUCACUCGUACACAAUUGGCACGGAGCUGAUGAAAAACGCAGAGGAAGAGAUCAAGUCUGAAGGGGGUCGGGUCUACCAUUUUGGGGGCUUCGAUUUUUCCUACGAUAAGUCACCAGAGACCAAUGUUCUUUUCUACGUGAAGGACAAGGAGUCCGGCAAAAAGAUGGACAGCAAACUGAACGUCACCCUGUACAACUGCUCCGUGGGGAGGCAGGACUGUAGUCUCUGCAAGUACGCCGACCCGGUGUACAGGUGUGUGUGGUGCAGCAGGCAGAAGGCGUGUGUUUACGAGAAGCUGUGCGGUGCCCACCAGCAUCAGGAUUCCCACAACAUCGAGUGCCCCAAUCCCGAGAUCACCGACAUUAUUCCUCGUUUUGGCCCCUUGCGGGGAGGCAUAUCAAUCACUAUCCAUGGCUCCAACCUUGGCAUUCAUAAGGAAGACAUCAAAAGCAUUACAGUGGUCGGGGAGCCCUGUAUCCAUCAGGAGGAGAAAUAUUCUGUCUCCACAAGCGUGGUGUGUGAAAUUGGCCCUAUUGACCCUGGAAAGACACACUGGGGCCAGGUGGAAGUGGAAGUAAAUGGGGGAAAGAGAGGAACCUCCUCUAUGCGCUUCACUUACAGGGACCCCAUUCUUGAGACAGUGACACCCUCUAAGGGUCCUAAAGCAGGGGGCACACGCAUAACAAUUCAUGGAAAACUUCUGGACAGUGGCAGUAAGGAGGAUGUCCAGGUUACUAUUGGAGACGUUGGCUGCAUUGUGGAACGCUUUGAAGAUGAAGCGAUCACCUGCAGGACAGGAGAAUACCAAACAGAUAAGGUGUCAAAUGAGGCUCUCCCCAUCAAAGUGCAGUAUGGAAAGAGUACCACAAAAACCAUUGCAAGUGCCUUCCAGUUCUUAGAAAACCCCACCGUGCUGGAUCAUCACCCUAAAGAAAGCUUUGUCUGUGGCGGGAGGGUCAUCAACGUGACCGGCUUUGGGUUUGAUCUAAUCCAAACUGCUGCCAUAAAGGUCCAGGGAGACAACUUAUCAUCUAUCGAGGAGGCCCAUGAGAAGAACGACACAUUCAUCCAGUUUCGUUCUCCAACAAUUCACGGCCUUCUGAACCAGCACUUUAAAACCUACAUCCAUCUGGACAACUGGGUGAAGGAGCUUAAGCCCUUUGACUAUUACCCCAACCCCAUCUUCAACAACGUGACCAAGAAGGUCAUCACUGAGGCCAGCAUCAUUAUCGUCACUGGUAGCGGAUUCUCCAAAGCUAUGACAGCCAGGGAGGCUCAAGCUUUCGUGGGUGACGUUCAGUGUCAGGUGAACACACUUCAGGAUGACAAGCUGUUCCUGGACCCACCGUCCACUCAACCCCGCUCUCGCUCCAGACGCCAGCGCCGAGACACCCGGCCCGAGUUACUGGAUCUAAUGAUCAAAUUUGGGAAAGGAGAGUGGGUGGUUGGCUCAGUGCAGUAUGAAAAGAAGAAUGAUUUGUCCCUUUACAUCAUCAUCCCUGCUGUAAUUGUGCCUAUGCUGCUCAUCAUCUUUAUCUCUGUCUACUGUUACAGGAGAAAGAGUCAACAGGCAGAGAGGGAGUACGAGAAGGUCAAACAUCAACUUGAAAAUUUGGAGGAGAGUGUGCGAGACCGCUGCAAGAAAGAGUUCACAGAUUUGAUGAUCGAGAUGGAGGACCACACCAAUGAGCUGAGUGAAGGACGAAUCCCUUUCCUGGACUACAAGACCUACACGGACCGGGUCUUCUUUUUGCCCUCAAAGGACGGGGCUAACGACGUGAUGAUCACAGGGAAGCUGGACAUUCCACAGGCUCGCAAAGCAACAGUGGCACAAGCGCUCAACCAGUUCUCCAACCUUUUGAACUCCAAGACUUUCCUCAUCAAUUUUAUCCGAACCCUGGAGCGCAGUCAUGACUUCAACGCCAGGGCCAAAGUGUACUUCGCCUCCCUGCUGACCGUGGCUCUGCACGGGAAGCUGGAAUACUACACGGAUAUCAUGAGGACGCUGUUGCUGGAGUUGAUGGAGGAAUACGUCCACAGCAAGAACCCCAAACUGAUGCUGCGCAGGUCAGAGACAGUAGUGGAAAGAAUGCUUUGCAACUGGAUGUCCAUCUGCCUGUACCAGUUUUUGAAGGACUCUGCGGGCGAGCCCUUGUACAAACUGUUCCGAGCCAUCAAGCACCAGAUCGAAAAAGGCCCCGUGGACGCCCGAGUGAAGAAAGCCAAGUACACACUCAACGACACGGGCUUGUUGGGCGACGACGUGGAGUACUCUGUCCUGACGCUGCAGGUGCUGGUUCAAGGCGAGGGUCCGGACGUGACGCCGGUCAAGGUGCUCAACUGUGACACCAUCUCACAAGUGAAGGAGAAGAUCAUCGAGCAAGUGUACAGGAACCUGCCGUACUCUCAGAGGCCCAAAGUCGACAGCGUCACUCUGGAGUGGCGUCCUGGCUCUACUGGGCAGAUUUUGUCAGAUCUGGACUUGACCUCCCAGAAGGAAGGCAGGUGGAAGCGGAUCAACACCCUGGCACAUUACAAUGUGAGAGACAACGCCACAUUAGUUUUGUCCCGGGUGCUACACACGCAACACAACUAUGACCAGAACCAGGAGAACCACGAAGAGCGAAAUGCUCUGUUGGAAGACGAUAAAGUUUUUCACUUGGUGAGGCCGGCAGACGAGCUGGAUGAAAUCAAAUAUAAACGAGGGAGCAUAAAGGACAAGUCGAUGACCAAAGCCAUUACAGAGAUCUAUCUCACCAGGCUCCUUUCUGUCAAGGGAACAUUGCAGCAAUUUGUGGAUGACUUCUUCCGCGGCGUACUGUGCUCCGGGGCGGUGGUGCCACCAGCUGUCAAAUAUUUCUUUGACUUCCUGGAUGAGCAGGCACUGAAACACAACAAUGUGGAUGAGGAGACCAUCCAUAUAUGGAAGACUAAUAGCCUGCCCCUGCGUUUCUGGGUGAACAUCCUCAAGAACCCCCACUUCAUCUUCGAUGUCCACGUGUCCGAAGUGGUGGACGCCUCGCUGUCCGUCAUCGCCCAGACCUUCAUGGAUGCCUGCACCAAGAGCGAGCACAAACUCAGCCGGGACUCUCCGAGCAACAAACUACUCUAUGCAAAGGAGAUCUCUUCAUAUAAAAAGAUGGUGGAUGACUACUACAAGGGCAUCAGGCAGAUGGUACCCGUCAGCGACCAGGACAUGAACACUCAUUUGGCAGAGGUGUCACGGUCUCACACAGACAAACUGAACACACAAGUGGCUCUCCAUCAGCUUUACCAGUACGCCAGCAAAUACUAUGAUGGGAUCAUCGCAUCCCUGGACGAGGACCCAGCUGCACAGAGUAAACAGCUGACCCUGCGGCUCCAGCAGAUCGCAGCUGCCCUGGAAAACAAAGUGACGGAUCUCUAACCCGCUACAGGGAGGGAGAGGGGGAAAGGAGGGAUAUAUAUCGCCAGUGACUACAGGGGCUUAUUUCUUCUUUUUUUCGGAGCAUAGAAAUGGAAAUAAGAAAAUGUUUGAGAGCGCUCAUUUGGCUGUGUGUUUUUGCACAACUUGCCUGGAGCAAUUUUUCUGUUUCGUGAAGUAAAAGAGACUAAUUAAAGGCACAUAGAGAGCAAAAAGAGGGGAAGAAAAAUGAUGGGUUACACUGUCAUAGGUACGCCUUAAAGCUCACUUGCCAAACCUUAAAGGUCUAAGCGGUCACUCAUGCUUCACUGAACAUUGCUCCCACAAUGCAGUGCAAGAGACCUCUCUGAGAAUUAAGCCCCUCCGUGGAGCACUGGCAUAAGAGAUAAUCAAAUGUUGAAUUUCUCUCUGUGUUGAAAAGGUUUUAAGAGUUGUAUUAUAUAUUUUUUUUACUGUGCAGUCUUUAUGCGGAAAGCUUUAUAAGGAAAAAAAAAAAAACACAUCUUUUUAAAUGGAUCACCUUGUGGUGGGGACAGUGUUUUUAUUAGCCUGUGUGUGUGUGUGUGCGUAGAUGUCUGUGUGAAGUGCAACAUGUGAACAGGGGUGUGUGUGUUACUGAAUGUGAGUGUGUGUUCACAUGGAUCGUGAGUGUGCGACUACGUGGGAAUGUGCGUGCACACACAGGAUGCCUACAGGCGUGAGGGACGAAAGGACGCCUGCUUUCUGUCAUUUUAAACCCCCCCCCCCCCCCUCCCCACGAACAGUAACACACUGGAGCCUGCACUCUCACUGAGCUUUACGACAGAGACCAAAGGGUCCUCACAAGGAUGCUGGUUAAUCUAUGAAAUGUUCAGGCUCACAUGAUUGACAGGUCACCAGUGGUUUCAGGAGCAUUUGAGUUGAAUGAUUUGCUUUUUAAUGCAGAUUUGCUUCAGGCUGAAUUGCCACUUGUGCUUGUGAAAGUUCAUAAUAGCACAGUCUGUCUCCCUUUAUUGUACAGUGCCAUGAAACAUUCCACCUUAACUAAAGCACAGAAGGACUUUUCAGAGAUCUUUUUUAAGACAUUUCAGUUAAUGACAGAUUUUUUUGUUUUUGGAAUUUUUUUUUUUUUUUUCUUAAUUUGCUAUUAAACGUUUGCUUUUUAUAAGUGUGAGCAAGAAGCAAUUUUACUCUGCUGCAGAGCCACGUCACUCAUAUUGGUCCUGCAAUAAUGUCAGUAUGCCAUGAGCCACAAUCAACACUUGCAUUAUUGUAGCAAUUCAGCAAUAUGUUACAAAAUUCUCCAAAACUGAUUCAUGCAUUGACUUUUUUUGUGCAAUUCUUUUCUUUAUGAUCGUGUAAUUUUCCAAAUAAUUAUCAAGCAUUCUGCCUCUCAAGCUAUGAAAUAGCCUGUUGCUGAUAAUUGUUGAUAAUCUGCCAGAGACGCUGUAGGUACUGCAGUGGCACGUUCUGAACGGUGAUUGGAGUUUGUAUGCCGUUAGGAAGGUUGGAUCAAAAGUGUACAUAAUUGUCAUGGUAAUUGGAAUAUUAUUGAUAUGUCGGUGUCAGUGUGGACAGUACGGGAGUGAGGGGUUUUUUAUGUUUCUUGGACCAUUAAACCACAUCCCUAAAUUGUAGGCCUCGCUGUUGACAGAUAAUUUAAUUGUCCUCUUUGUAUCUGAUCAUGGACGUGUGUAGUUGACAGAGCAUGACGAGCUCCAGAGACCCCAGAAUGUUAACGAUUCCUGCCUUGGCUAGAGGGAGGUUUGCACAGACCUCGAGCCUGCCUGCCUGCCUGCCUGCGAUCUCAGCAUGGCACUCCGGCAUCCUGACCAACAGCACUUGGCACUGCCCACUCAGUGCAGAGCAGAGUGGCACUCAGUAUGAUGGAAUCAGCAGGGGAGGCUUUUGAUCUUAAUUGCAUGCCGACUGCAGACUCCAUCCUUGUCACCGCUGUUGUUUACUGCUGACUCUUUUCUCACUGACAGAGUUGAUGCAAGAAGCUUUUUUCCGAGCCUUUCUUUAACCAAAAAUGUGCCUUAUUGAAUAGGAUGAUACAUAUAUAUAUAUAAAUAUACAUAUAUAUAUCGUUUCUAAAUUAUCCUCUCGGUAACCUAGGUGAUUCUGAUGACAAUAGUGCUAUAGACACAGCAAUGUAUUUGGACUUGUGAUCAUAUGUGUGCUGUCUAAAAUGCUAGAUGCCCUGUUGCAGCCAUUUGCGUGCCAAUAGGCUGAAGACAUUUCAGUAUGAUUUCUUUUAUGGUUGCAGUAUUGACGUGUGCAUUUCCUUUGGGUGUCUUUGGUGUGUGCUUUGUAGGAUUUUGGUGGCUAAGGCAUAUAGCCAAAAUGAAUAAAUGUAAAACAGUGGCCAAUGUUAUCUGGGUUUCCCUUGAAAAUGUCUGGCAUUCAUAAAUUAGUCUUAAGACAAAAGGGUAUCCAUAUGUAGAUUGAAUAUAGCGCAAAAUUGUCCAAUGGUGUUCAUUUUUUGCCCUGUGUUUCUAAGCUAUUUCACAGUGUGUACGAUAAAUGACUAUCUAUACUCGACAAAUGACCUUUCUUACUGCUGUGCAGUUAUUAUUUUUAUUUCUCGUUUCCUAUAUCAUAUAAAUCUUUGUAAAACCUGUUGAAAUACUGUAUUCUAAUUGUAUACUCCUAUGCAUUGAGUCCUGGGACAAAACAACAAAAGAGAGAAAAAAAAAAUUGUUCGUGCAGAUGUCGAGACUUUUCUUUUUUUUUUCCUUCCCCAUUUUGAAACUUGUGAAUUUGCUGUAAUGACGAAAUAAACUGGGAAACUCCAUUUAGAGUACAGGACCACCAGUGGAAGCCAACGCUCUCCUCCCCAUCCAAGGCAGCUCAGAAGAUUCGCAAUCUUGUACCUGAUCUGGUUGUACUGGAUGAACAUAAUUUUACUGAAAUCGUGUGUGUGGUCGGAGCAGUUACCCACAGGUUUCAUCAUACACUCCUUGGUGAAUAAACUCAGAGACAUAUAUACCC